This is a messenger RNA of Papaver somniferum (opium poppy), 443 nucleotides long. RefSeq names its product purine permease 3-like. The record is from RefSeq and is a predicted model, not a curated record. The transcript is spliced from 2 exons. Lineage: Eukaryota; Viridiplantae; Streptophyta; Magnoliopsida; Ranunculales; Papaveraceae. Gene Ontology annotation, molecular function: purine nucleoside transmembrane transporter activity. Gene Ontology annotation, cellular component: membrane. Bases 35 to 442 code for a protein of 135 amino acids.
CACUCAGGUGGCUUAUGCUAAGGCCAUUCAAGCCAUGACUUAUUCUAUUGUGUUGCAGUUUCAAGUUUUUGCGGCCCUCUUUGCUACGCUAUUUUGCACAAUUGGAGGUCUCAUAAAUCAGGAUUUCAUGGAAAUACAUAAAGAAGCAAGUGAAUUUGGACUAGGAGCGAAAAUGUACUACGUAGUGUUAGUUUCCAAUAUGGUAGUUUGGCAGCUGAUGUUUAUCGGGAGAGCGGGGAUUAUACUCUAUACUUCCUCACUCUUCGUUGGAGUCAUGACUGCAGUUUUCCUAGCUUUUUCUCAAAUUGCAGCGGUGAUAGCUUUCCAUGAGAACUUCACGGGAGAAAAAGGGAUGGCCUUGGCUCUAUCACUUUGGGGUUUUACUUCUUACUUCUAUGGUUCCUACAUGCACACCAGAAAACCAAAAGCAGAAACCCCAUGAA